AUGCUAGCAAUACUAUAAAUGAUUAAUAGUGCAUUUUAUAAUGGCUGUGGUACAGAAAUAAAAUUUUACUAUGAAUAAUUUGUAUAUUACAAUCUAAUAGAUGAUGAUGGCUGCUUCUCUAAUUGUAAGAUUGAGGUUGAUUAUAAGUGUUAAGAAAAAUUAAAGUUACUUUGA
Molecule: messenger RNA, 174 nt
Organism: Paramecium primaurelia
Lineage: Eukaryota; Ciliophora; Oligohymenophorea; Peniculida; Parameciidae
Source: the annotation of a GenBank genome assembly